Molecule: messenger RNA, 2648 nt
Organism: Phasianus colchicus (ring-necked pheasant)
Lineage: Eukaryota; Metazoa; Chordata; Aves; Galliformes; Phasianidae
Gene: DND1
Product: DND microRNA-mediated repression inhibitor 1
Molecular function (GO): RNA binding
Source: RefSeq, a predicted model, not a curated record
UGGGAAGGGGCUGCGGGGCGAGGCCGCGCUCGUGGGAUCCCCGCUUGUUUGGGAGCGGCCGUCGGGCUUCGCGCUGCGCGGCUCGAGGGCACCGCAUGGGGCCGGCAGGGACUCGGAGCGGCUGCCGGGGGUUCGGUGUGCGCCCGUCGGGGCUCAGAGCCGCAUUUCGCAGCGCUGCCGGGGUUGGGAGCCCCGCGUGGGACUGCUGCUGCCGGGACCCGCUCGGAGCUGACCCCGCUGGGUCCGCGGCUCCGUCCGGAGGGGUCUUCUGGGCUUCGGAAAAGGCGGAGCUCGGCGGGGACAGAAACACAGCGGUGCGCGGGGGUAAAAUGCAACCAGACGGUAUUUUAGCGUGAGCUGGGACCGGUGCGGUUGAGUUACGAAGGCUGGGGAAGACGUCUGCCGUCAUCGACCCACUCCCGCCAUGCACGCUAACCACGUCCCUCCGUGCCGCAUCUCCACGGUUCUGGGACACCUCCGGCGCUUCAGAGGCGCUGAUGAGACCGGGCGGUACUUCAUGAGUACUCAGUGAUGAUGGUGCUGCGUGGGCAGUGUCCUCGGUUCCUCCCUAAGGCUGCAUUGUUCCGGGGGGCGGUGGGCUGGAGGUGGGAGCUGGCUCUCCGUGUCCCACCCGUCCAUCCUGCCUGGGGCUGUUGCUCACCGCGGUACAAUGGCUCAGAGCGGCACUUUGCUCGCGCCCUGCCUUGUGAUGCACCCAAAUCUUUGCCGUCAGAGCCUUUGCAGACGUCUCUAGAGGAGCUCUUGGUGCCCAUGUGCUCUACCAGAGUUGCCGCUGUUAGGCAGUGGAGCAGGAGAGCUCCUCGGAUGCGCCCUGAAAGCAGGGCAUUCCCCCACAUGCAGCGCAGUGCUCAGCCUGGGGGUUGGGAUGCCUGCAGUUGGGCAGCUGGGCUCUUUGCCCAGGGCAGCACCGACCUCCUCACUCCCUCCUCAGCAGUGGACCAGCAGCAUCAACCGGGCCAAUAAGAUGGCUCUGCUCACCUGGGUGAGAGAAACCGGCAUCGACCUGGUGCAGGUGAACGGGCAGCGGCGCUACGGCGGCCCUCCUCCAGGGUGGGUGGGCAGCCCGCCGCCCCCGGGCUCCGAGGUGUACAUCGCCAAGCUGCCGCGGGACCUGUACGAGGACACGCUCAUCCCGCUCUUCCAGAGCGUGGGGCGGCUCUACGAGUUCCGCCUCAUGCUGACCUUCAGCGGGCUGAACCGCGGCUUCGCCUACGCCAAGUACAGCGACCAGCACAGCGCCGGGAAGGCCAUCGCCGCCCUCAACAACUGGGAGGUGCAGGAGGGCCGCGCCAUCCUGGUGUGCCGGAGCUUCGAGAAGUGCGAGCUGAGUGUGAACGGGCUGCCCGCCACGCUGCGCCGCAGGGAGCUGGACGCCAUGCUGCUGGAGGCCACCGAGGGGCUGCUGGGCUUAGCGCUGCACAACAGCCCCGGCCGCAAGCAGGGCAAGGUCGCCGUGCUGACGUACAGCUCUCACCGGGCUGCCGCCAUGGCCAAGAAAGCCCUGGUGGAAGGGAACGUCGGCCUCUUCAAGAAGGCGAAGGUGGAGUGGCUGAAGCCUGAGCUGAAGGAGCAGCUGCAGGCGCAUGGGGAGAAGCCACCCCCCAGCACCGUGCAGCGCCUGGGGAGCCCCGAGCGGGCGCUGCCAUCCUCGGAGCUGCGUGGUGCGCUGGGCAGACUGCAGGCCUUGUGCCGGCGGCUGCACCUGGGGAGCCCCCGCUUCCUCACCAGGUGCGUGCAGGCUGAGCCCGACGGCUGGCAGCGGUACUGGGGCCAGGUGGUGAUCCCGUCCUACCCCGUGCCCUGCAGCACCUUCCUGUGGGUGCGGGAGGACACGUCGGGCACCGCGGGGCACGAGAAGAUCAAAGAGGCGGUAGCACAGCUGGCCCUGAUGAUGCUGGGGUACUGAGGGUCUGUGCAGGCACACGUUGUGCCCCAACUAUGAAAUGAGCCCGAGCCACCCAAUGUCACAUCGUGGAGCAGAGCUGAGCCCAGCGGGGCCGCGUUCCUGUUCAGCCUUGUUUUGAGUUCGUUGGCGUUUGUUUAAGGGCCAUCUGGAGAGCGUGGGCACUGCCCCAUCCCCACCGGCGCUGGUUCUGUUGUGAGCAGCAGGCACGUCCUGCCUGCUUCCAUGUUUUCCUGUUGAAGUUUUGCGUUGCUGUGGUGCUGCAGGGCUCUCAGGAGGAGCAGCAGCUGCCUGGAAGGAUGCAAGCUGGCGGUCUGACAGGGGGGGCUGGCACUGGUCCCCAAUGCCUGCAGCCCUGUUUUUCCAUGGGGCAGUCAGGGGACCCUGCAGGCACUGCCCGCAGCCUGGAGGCCAGCAGCCACCUGCUGGCUAUUAAAGGAGCCUGGGAAGCACUGAUGGUGUUCUGUUGUGUUUUGUUGCUUUGGUUUUUCUGGGUGGGUCCCAUCCUACAGCCAGGCCCACAUUGGGCAGCUCCUGUUGACAUCACCCUGACGUCACCUCUGCACACAGUUCCUGAGGCACAGCAGCUGCCACACGCCUUGGGCCGGCUUUAGCCCAGCGGUUCCUUCGGUUCAUGCAUUCUGUGUAUUCCGGGCUCCGACUGGGGUUCGAUCCCGCGGGCACCCCUGGCCCAUUUUGUGUGUUCCCAUCGUUAACUUUUUAA